Aspergillus calidoustus is the source of this 1062-nucleotide messenger RNA. Lineage: Eukaryota; Fungi; Ascomycota; Eurotiomycetes; Eurotiales; Aspergillaceae. The record is from the annotation of a GenBank genome assembly.
AUGUCGACCAUUCAACAAUGGACAACCAGCCUCGAAGGCUUGGAUAGCCUUCAAUUGAGUAAAACACCCAAGCCAGCCCCACGCAAAGGCGAAGUUCUAGUUGAGAUUCGCGCCGUGUCACUUAACUAUCGAGACUUUGAGGUCUGCAGCGGAGAGUACAAUCACCACCGAUCCGUCAGCCAGGAUAAAUCCUCCCUCGUCCCCUGCUCAGACAUGUGCGGGGUCGUCACCGAAAUUGGAGAAGGAGUCACAAGCUGGAAAGUGGGCGACCGUGUUCUUUCAACCUUUCUUCCCGACCACCAGACUGGCCAGGUUACCGAAAAGAUGAUGGCUUCUGGCAUGGGCCUGCCCCAACCUGGUGUAUUGGUGAAAUACCGGGCUUUCCCUGAGUAUGCGCUGGUGCGUGCUCCCAGCUAUUUGACGGACGAAGAAGCCUCCACUCUGCCCAUUGCCGCUGUGACGGCCUGGAUGGCCAUCAACGGGAUGCGGCCCAAGGGGCAGAGUGGAGGCGCCGGAGAGUACAUCCUGCUUCAGGGAACUGGCGGGGUUGCUGUCUCGGGCUUGCAGAUCGGCAAGGCCGCUGGAGCGAAGGUGAUCAUCACCUCCUCUUCCGACGACAAGCUGAAGCAGGCUCAGCAACUCGGCGCCGAUUAUACCAUCAACUACCGCACAAACCCGAACUGGGAGGAAGAGGUAAUGCGGUUGACGGAACAACAUGGUGCAGACAUUAUCCUUGAAACCGGUGGUGCUCAGACCUUGAAGAAAAGCUUUGACUGCAUUGCCUGGGGCGGGCUUAUCGACUGUAUUGGAUACCUGUCGGGCAAGGUAGACGCACCAGAUGACCGGACAAACGUGAACCUUCUGGCCCUCCGCCGCAAUGUGACACUGAAGGGAAUCAUCAACGGACCUAAGGAUCGGUUCGAGGAGAUGGUCGCUUUCUACGAGAAGCACAACAUCAAGCCAGUGGUAAACCGCGUGUUCUCGUUCGAGGACGCUCCAGACGCAUUCAAGUUCCUUGCGAGUGGCUCGCAUUUUGGUAAAGUGGUUAUCAAAGUUGCUUAA